AUGGCCUCAGACCCGGCCUCUGCCGCCUCGCCGAGCGCCGCCGCCGCUGCGGUGACCGACGAGGUAACGCCGCCGCGGGGACGCAAGACGCCACAUACGCUGCCGGAUGAGAAGGAAAUGGAGGCGAUGCGGCGAGCUCCGGCGAGGGGGGAUGAGGAGAGGGGCCUGGGCUUGGAGGGAGAGGGGAGGAGGGGGGAUAAUCUCGUGAUUAGCGUAGACUCCAUUGCCUGCUCUGAUUUCUCCUUCUCCCCCGUCGUCAGAGAUAGGAGGGCCUAUGGCCUAUCCGAUCACUCUACGUAG
Triticum turgidum subsp. durum (durum wheat) is the source of this 300-nucleotide messenger RNA. The record is from the annotation of a GenBank genome assembly. Lineage: Eukaryota; Viridiplantae; Streptophyta; Magnoliopsida; Poales; Poaceae.